Molecule: messenger RNA, 2412 nt
Organism: Styela clava
Lineage: Eukaryota; Metazoa; Chordata; Ascidiacea; Stolidobranchia; Styelidae
Source: RefSeq, a predicted model, not a curated record
AGACGUGUGAAUUAAUUAUAUUUUAAACAAUUAACUUGAUUUGAUAUACAGGGCGGCUUUAUCAUCGAUGCUAUAAUGAAGUCAAUUAUCUUAGUUUUCUGCAUUUUCAUCGGCUUUUUUGCUCAGUAUGUCUCCGCUCAGUGGGUCUUUGGAGCAAGAACCUGCCUUUUAAAUUGCAAUGAUAGAGGAAGAGCCUUCGGGUCUAUUCUCAGUACCUGCAGUUGUCACGAGUCAUGCGAAGCAGAAGGAAGGUGCUGCAAUGACUACUGGACCUACUGCUCGAAAUCGUGUUACACCAGAUGUGGCGAUGGAUAUCACCCAUUGCAGCAGUGUCAGUGUUACGACAAUUGUACAGCUGAUCACUGUUGCGAAGACUAUAAACAAAUUUGCGUCCAAAACAUAAUACCUACCUUCACGAACAAAGCUACAACCAUGAAGCCAACGGAAGCACCUUCUACUGUAUCGACCACUCCACGGCCAAAAGAAAAGGGUUACAGUUAUCUAACGGAUCGUAUGAUUGAAUGUGAAAAGGGUGUGCCAUUCACACCAUGCCCUAUCAACCCGUGUGAACGGUCUUGUGCCAAGCAUCCAGACUCUCUCUGUCUGAUUACAGAAUGUGGAUCAUGUGAAGCAAAACACUUUGAUUUAUACGGAAAUGAAGUGAACUGCUAUGAUCCAGAACAUCAUUGUCCAAAUGGGCAACCAAUAUUUGAUUGCGGAGACUUAGAUUUGUGCUUGGGUACCACUUGCCCCGGAUUUCCUCGUGCUGUCUGUGUUCCUAAUAAGUGUGGUGGAUGCUAUUAUGACUUUGUGGACGGAAAAGGAAACCCAGUAAAUUGUGAAAUAGAAUUACCGCAAAGAAAAUGUAAAAACGGAUUGGAAGAAAUGGAAUGCGACCCACUGCCAUGUAGCGGAAAAGUCUGCGCUGCCGAUAUCACCGCUACCUGUCGCAACGUUGUGUGUGGAGAAUGCAAAGCUGAAUUUUAUGACAUGUUCGAACGUAUUGUUGACUGCAACGCAACAGCAUCGUCUAUUUGUCCUGACACGUGUUACCGAAAUCCAUGCAGAGGAGCCGUUUGUCAGGCACAUCCGAAAGCAAAGUGUUCACCACGUAAAACAUUAAGAUGUGGAGCCUGUGAACCAUCUUUUUAUCUUGACGGAAAGCGACUGAAGGACAUUGAUUGUGUCAUACCAGAUCAAUGUAUAGACAAAACGCCGUGUGACAGGGAUCCAUGUCUUAUGCACACUUGUCCGGGAAAAGACAUGAUCUGUAUAGCAAAUUAUUGUGACGGGUGCAAUCCCCUGUUCUUCGAUAAGGAGGGAGAGCGAAUCCACCAGGAAGAUUGCUACGAUAUUUCUUCUCUGAAUUUGAGGAAGUGUCCCGAUGGCAAAGCACCACAGGUAUGCCCCAUUGAUCUUUGUGUCGGUCAGAAAUGUGGCGGCCGGUAUUCAGCUGUGUGCCGACCUGAUGAAUGCAAUAACUGCGAAUUGAUGUUUUUUGACGAAGAGGAUAAUUUACUUGAUUGCAAAGAGGAAAAAAUUACGUGCAAGGAUGGGCGUGAGCCUCUGAAUUGUGACUUCACCGUGUGUGAAUCGGUUGAGUGUCCAGGCCAUGACUUUGCUGAAUGUAUUCCAGAUCAAUGCGAUGAGUGCAAAGUACGGUUUUAUGGUGAAAAUAUGGAGGAACUUGAGUGCGUUGAAGAAGUGACUACUACUGCUGAAACAAAGCCUACACCAAGUCCUUGUCCUAACGGACAACCACGUAAAGAAUGCAGCAGUCAAUUAUGCAAAACUACGAGUUGCGAAUCAGACCCAGAAGCCAUUUGCAAGAUGAACCCAUGUAACGAUUGUGAACUCUUGUUUUUCGACUCCAGAGGAAGACGCAUAAGUUGCGAUCCUAAAUUGGCGGGUACGUGUGAAGGAGAAUGUGGCAACGUUCAUAAUAAAACUAGACCUUGCCAUUGUGAUUAUGGAUGCAAAGAAAGAGGAGAUUGCUGCGCUGAUUUCAAGCAAAUGUGUGAGACAUGUGAAGGCAGAUGUGGCGUAUACAAAUCGUUUGCUACAUGCCAAUGCACCGCUGAUUGCAGGAAAAACGGGGAUUGCUGCCACGAUUUCGGUGACAAGUGUUUGACAAGAUCAUGCAAAGGGAUAUGUAAUUCGCAAUGGAACUUGCUGGAACUGUGCCAAUGCCAUCCACGAUGCGUUCGAAACAGAAAUUGCUGUAUGGAUUACGCCAAGGAAUGUGCGUAAUUUGCCAAAAUCCAUCGGAAUAUAUUCUGUUGUAUAUAUGUUUGAUUUCUGUUGCCAAGUUAAUCACUUUCAUUUGUUGAAUUGAAAAUAAAGUACAUUGCUUUUAAUGAUCACUUCAUCAAAUUCACUUUGUGUACGAUGGUAAAUAAAUGGAUAAGAAUG